UCGUGGCGUAUCCUCUGUCUUGAUACGCCGAUGACUCACUCACAAAGUGGUGAACUUUACUCAGGAAAUUAUGUUCACUGCUGGUAAGUGAAACGUGGACGCAGGUUUAGGGAAUCUUUAUGACGUGUCUGGUGUUGCAGAUACGAGUUCGUUCAUAUAUGGUUUGGUUGAGAAGAUUUGAUAUAAGCUGAUUUGAUAAUUUUCUGUCACUGGGAUACCUCAGAGCAGCAUUUGUCUCAUGCGUGGGCCUGUGGUUGAUGGGCAUACUGUCGGCAAAAUGAUCCACAUUGACUGGUGUUAAUAGUCCUGCUAGUGUUGAGCAUUUGUCAUCAGUAAAAAGCAGUGAUAACAGAUUCCUCACCGAGAAACAUUACGUUGAUGUAAAAAAGACGGUAACCCACCGCUGAAAGGUCACAGUUCUGACAUCCUAUUCCUCGCCAUGGUCGGGUCGUUUCGGAGUCACGUCUGGGAUCCCGUUCUCCUGAUCUCCCAGAUUGUCAGCAUGCAGUGCACGUUUUACGUCUGCUACGGGUUCUGGCUGGUCCUUAUUGACCUGAUCCUGGAUAACCCGAGGGUUCUAGACCAGGUCUUCAAAUAUGAGUGCUUAGAGUUUGGGAGUUCCAAGGGCAGAACCAUCGUAGCAGUGUACGUCUUGAAUUCACUAACUUGUGCCUUAGGAUUGUGGGUGGCGGUUGGGAGGGCCAAGCAGUGCACGGAUUUCGCCCUGACUGUCCACAUGCUCCACCUGGUCGCCUGCUGGGCCUACAACCGGCAGUUCCCCCACACCCUCUCCUGGUGGCUAGUCAACAUCGUCUGCGUAGCCCUGAUGACGGUGUUGGGCGAGUUCCUCUGCAUGCGCAGCGAGAUGAAGGCCAUUCCGCUGAGCACGGCCGCUCGGUCGGACUUAUGACCACGCCUCGCCCGAUGUCUGACCCCCUGAUACUUGUAGCAUACACCUGUUUGACAAAAUCUUUAACUCUUGCCUGAUUUACAUGCACAUGUAAGACAGUUUGUUCUCACAGGUUCCCAGUGUUAGAUCAGUGCCAUCUUCAGCCCAGUUCUUAACGAGACUGAAUACAACCUCAGCAUUUCGCACUGAGGAAGACCCUUAAAAAUGACCUGUUGCUCCUUGUUCCAGUGCCCUCUGACACGAGGUCAACUCAUAAUGACUUGCACAUGGAUUGCACUCUGCUAAUGUGGCUUAAUCUGCCAAAUUCAGUCCGUCCCCCCCAUGUAAUCCUCGGACUCACAAUGGCAGUACUACGAAUGGAAGACUUCUCAUUGAGAAUCAGAUCAGUGUGGCAUGCCUUGAGCUAUCUUACAAACUUUGGCCACAUUGAUAACUUUGGUGCCAUCUUAAGCUGUGGUCAUCUUGCAAUACAUGUAGCUUUUGAAUAUUGGCACCACGUGUAAAGCAACGCUGCAGACAUUUGCCCCACGGGACCAGAUUUGAUGUUUAGUGCCGAAGGGAAAAAAAAUGGGCCUGUGUUUUUUUUGAGUAGGUGUCUCCCAAGCAGGAGGUGUACCAAAGCCAUUGAAACCUGGAGCCUGAUGCCACUGCCCCAGAGGUAGCCAAGAUUUAUGAAAACAUUGCAAGAGCAGAAAUCUGGUAGCUGCCUCUUCGUUCACUGGGAUGACCCUCUUUUGCUUGACAGCUAACAGAUGUGGUAUUGAUGUUUGGGACUGCCUGGGGCAGUUUCCAGCUGACUUCAUGUCCACUUUUUACAGGCUUGAAAAGGACAGAAAAGCCCACCAAAAAUAUUAUCUGCAGCCUGCCAACACAAGUAUAAUAUGUCUCUAUGCCGAGGGUGGGUCCAGAACCAAUUUUCAGUCCAUGGGGCAGCCAAAAAAGGGGGAUUUUAAAACCUUUUAUGGCCGUUUUGAGGGACAGGGCUACAUUUUUUGGACCUAUGCUUUGGAAGUGGGACCAAAACGUCCCUGAAAAUCCUCUUUCAUAUUUUAAAAGGAAAAGAUUUUUGCCCAAAGUUUUGGUGGGGGAGGGGCUACAUUUACCUCCCUCCAGAUCUGUCAAUAAAUCCCUUCUGGAAAGUUUACUACUGUACUGUACCGUAGAACCAGAGAUUCUGUCAUACAUGCAAGUGGUUUUUAAUUAGGGAGUUCCGUACAUACAUGUACAUGAAUGUUACUCCAAAGCUAUCCAGUUCUGU
Messenger RNA from Acanthaster planci (crown-of-thorns starfish), 2168 nucleotides. It is a transcript of the gene sys1, whose product is annotated as SYS1 golgi trafficking protein. NCBI's taxonomy places the organism in Eukaryota, Metazoa, Echinodermata, Asteroidea, Valvatida, Acanthasteridae. Gene Ontology annotation, biological process: Golgi to endosome transport; Golgi to plasma membrane protein transport; protein localization to Golgi apparatus. Gene Ontology annotation, cellular component: trans-Golgi network; Golgi membrane. The record is from RefSeq and is a predicted model, not a curated record.